Verticillium dahliae VdLs.17 is the source of this 1020-nucleotide messenger RNA. RefSeq lists its product as uncharacterized. The record is from RefSeq and is a predicted model, not a curated record. NCBI's taxonomy places the organism in Eukaryota, Fungi, Ascomycota, Sordariomycetes, Glomerellales, Plectosphaerellaceae. Bases 1 to 1020 code for a protein of 339 amino acids. The transcript has 2 exons.
AUGGCGACUGCUGCAAGCAUGCCUGUGGCGGUUGAAUCCCCAAUCCCAAUAGAAAACGGAAAACAGAGAGGUCUGAUAGCCGCUUCAACAUUCUGCCUGUUUAUAACCAGCUUCAUGGUGGCUCUUCGACUCAUCGCCAAGACGAAAUCGAAAAAGGCACUCAACGCCAGUGAUGCUUGCAUUCUUGUAGCGCUGUGCAUCAUGGUAUUCGCACUUCUUUGGAACGCAACGACCUGUUUUACGAAGCUCUCGAUCCUCCUCAUGUACAUGAGCAUUUUCCCCGUACGCCGCGUAAUACUCCCGUGCAAGAUACUCGCAGUCUUCAUCAUCCUCUGGAACACUGGAGGUAUCCUUGGAGGCGUCCUCGUCUGCCGUCCAUUCGCCAUGAACUGGGACCAGACGAUCCCCGGCGGCAAGUGUGGCAACCAGCCCAUGUAUUACAUGGCACUGGGGGUCAUCAACAUUCUGGUCGAGGUCACUAUGCUUGCCCUGCCACUUCCCGUGCUCUACAACCUGCAGAUGCCCAUGCGCAAGAAGGUUGUCAUCAUCAGCAUGUUCAGCGUCGGAUUCGCCACGUGCGCCAUCACCAUCUACCGACAGGCCACGCUGCCCGAUCUUCAAUUCGCCGACAUGACGCACAGCGGUGCCGUUGCGACGCUCUUGUCGGGGCUGGAGCCAUCUGUCGCCCUGGCCCUCGCAUGUGUGCCCUUCCUGCGGCCGCUGUUCGGAGGCAUGUUCGGCUCGUCGCAGAAGGGAUCGAGUUAUGCCAACGUGAAGCCAAAGACAGAAAGCUACAAGAAGGGCAGCAAGCGCAGCGAGAGUCGGGACUUUGAGGAGCUCCAGGAUGAUGCGUCGGAGAUUCAGCUUCGCCCUGUCAUGCCGAUGAGGGAUACCCUGGUUGUCUCUGACCGUAUAGCAGCAUCGAGGAGCUUGAAGGACUUGAAGGGGGAUGGUAUCACCGUAGAGCGCCAGUGGGAGGUUGACACGAGUGAAGAUGGCGACGCGCCCCAUCGCGGUUAA